Messenger RNA from Laccaria bicolor S238N-H82, 2409 nucleotides. RefSeq lists its product as uncharacterized. The record is from RefSeq and is a predicted model, not a curated record. The transcript is spliced from 9 exons. Lineage: Eukaryota; Fungi; Basidiomycota; Agaricomycetes; Agaricales; Hydnangiaceae. Bases 1 to 2409 code for a protein of 802 amino acids. Gene Ontology annotation, cellular component: post-mRNA release spliceosomal complex. Gene Ontology annotation, biological process: mRNA splicing, via spliceosome.
AUGGGCAAGGGCGAAACAAGCAAGUCUUCUCACAGUUCUAGAGAAAAGGAUUCAGAGAGAAAGCGUAAAAAACGGCGCAAAGACGACGACAACGAUGAAGGCGGUCGGAAGACCAAGCACAGGAAGAAAGAUUCAGGACGUAAGCUUAAGAUUGUUGACGACAACCCGGACAAUGAAGAUAUGUGGGUUGAGAAGAAUAUAGACAUGGAUGGUGAACGGGUCCUUGCAACAAGUAUUCCAACCGCUGAAAGCCUCAAGCUAACCUCUUCGUCUGAGCCGGGUCCUUCUGCACCUCCCUUGCCACCUGCAGCAGUCACAGAAUCAACUCUCAAACGCGAUGACUGGAUGUUGCUCCCCAACUCUGCAGCUAAUGACUCAAGUGUCUCUCGCGUAUCGGCACAGCAAUCUUUCGCUGGCGACGAAUCACUCACAGAAAGUUAUGGUGAACCUUCUGGUGGUUCGCGCUCGGGGAACGGCAUCGACUUCUUUUCCAACAUGGGGACAGAGAUUAAGAAGAAGAAUCCCAAAUUGAACAAGCCGGAUCCUGACAGGCCUGCAGUCAGUAAUAGGGAGCUUAAUGUGGAAAUUAAAGAAGGAAGGAAGAUAGAUUUCGAUUCAACACCCCCACCUCCUAAGGCCAACGUACCAGGCGGACCAGGGUCGCCGUGGCGCAUGAUGCGACUCAGAAAAGUGUAUGAAGCGGCCAAAGAGGAAGGGCUUGAUGUCGAGACGCUGGGUGCUGAACGAUUUGGAUCGUUGCAAGCAUUUGAGGAAGCAAAAGAGGAACGGCGUAUUUUAGACGAAAGGGAAGGGAAACGUGCAGAGCGGGGUCGUGUCACGGAUCCAUCUUCGCAAGGUGAAGCUGGAGAAAAAAGCCUUAUGUUCACCGACGUCGGAGGAAGCGGGUCGUCAAGUCGCAGGUCCUCAUUCCGUCGACCUGGUGGCAUUCCUGGUAGUGGGCCGUCAACUCCUUCUCCGCCUGAUACGCGCCCGCCAAGCAACCGAAGGCUUGACUCUCUGCGUUUGCCCUCUCAAGCCAAUUCACCGCUUGCACAAUCCCACACACCUGUCCCUUCCGUGAUGACUCCAACAUCAAUGGCGUCUGGUUCCCGUCGAGCUCUUUCGCCCUCCUCACUGAAUAAAUUACAAGCCAAAGUCUUGCGAGCAAAGCUAACCGGCAUGCCAGAUGCUGAGAAACUCGAGAAGGAGUAUGAAGCUGAGGCACGUAGGGCGAAUGGCGAGCUCGACUCGGGCGGGGAUGUUCGGAGGAAGGUAGAGGUAUUGCCUACUCUGGAUGCGCGGGGAAGGAUGUAUGAUGUCGGUCAUGGGAGGGGGGAAGAAGAGGCUCGACCUGGAAAUAGGAAGAAGAAAGAGGAAAAGUUCGAGACACACGAUCCCAAAACUGGACAAGUCAUUCGCAUCAAUGCCGAUGACGACACAGUAACAUUGGGAGAGAUGUUGAGGCAAGAACGCAUGGGCGCAGGUAUGGCGGACCAAAAGAAUCUGGAUGCACAGUAUGCACGCGCCAUCAUGGGAGAUGGCAAAUACCAGAACGAUCUCGAUUACAUCGAUGACAACGCCGAGAAACUCGGUCGACAAAAAAUGCGCUCGGACGGCAUGAAGCGUCAAUUUGCUAUUCACGAUUACAAAAGGACACAAAAAGUUCUGGCCUCUUGCAAUUUCUGCUACGGGGAAGAUGACUCGCCCCCAAAGGCUCCUGUUAUUGCGAUGGGCACCCGGGUUUACCUCUCAUGUACUCUCAACGACGAACUUGUCAAAGGUCAUUGUUUGAUAGUACCAAUCCAGCAUCAUUUGAAUAUGCUUGAGGGAGACGACGAUGUUUGGGACGAAGUUCGGAACUUUAUGAAAUGCCUCAUGCGCAUGUUUGCAGAAGAUGACAAGGGCGUUAUUUUCUAUGAAACUGUGAUCACGCUCAAGUGGCAAAAACACACAUGCAUCGAGUGUGUACCAUUGCCCUGGGAACAGUACGAACUCAUACCUGGCUAUUUUAAGGAAUCAAUCCUAGCAUCCGAAGCCGAGUGGUCUCAGCACAAAAAGCUGAUCGACUUUUCAACGCGACCUGGUGGUUUCAGGCGAGCAAUGGUGCCCAACCUGCCUUAUUUUAUGGUUCAAUUUGACCACAAGGGGGAGAGGGGCUAUGGCCAUGUUAUAGAAGGCACUUCAGAUGCAGCGGAGCAUGAGAAUGGUCUGGAAGAGGGCGAGAAGGGCGGUGGUGAUUUUCCAUCGUACUUUGCCGGCGAGAUCAUUGGAAACGUGCUUGACUUGGAGCCUAGGAGGUGGCGCCGACCCAGACGAAUUGAUCUCCACAGCAAUAAGGAGCGUGUUAAGGAGUUCAAGAAGAAGUAUGACAAGUUUGAUUGGACGGGGAUGAUUGGGCGUGUAAACUAA